This is a messenger RNA of Spodoptera exigua (beet armyworm), 3078 nucleotides long. NCBI's taxonomy places the organism in Eukaryota, Metazoa, Arthropoda, Insecta, Lepidoptera, Noctuidae. The record is from the annotation of a GenBank genome assembly.
GUUUAUUUGAAAACGAACGCCAGCGGAAGCGCGCGUUCGUGUUACGGCGCGCGAAAAACGUUAAUAAACAUACAAUUACGCGUCUUUAUUUGUCAAUUUACCAAAAACUGUGUUUGUGAGUGAAUAAAAAAUAAUGAAUAGUUAUUUAUUUAUUUAAUAAAGUGUUUUUAUUCAGUGUUAUUAAUGGAAUAAAACGUGAAACAGAUUACAAUGGAAGAUGCCCGUUUUGAAGAGGCUCCAAUUAAAAAAAUAACAACCCGCUACGACUACCGCGCUCCCCGAAGGUUAGACCAGUUGGAUGAAAUUGGACAGAACUUGGAAUUGCUUGGGAAAAAAAUUGGCAGAAGGUUUGAAAGUAAAGUUGGGCCAAGCAACCUGGAUACUAUAAGUUUCGAAAGCGAAAAAUUGAAAACUAGUCACAGUGAGAGCUCCUCUCGACGGAACAGCGAUGAUGGGGGACGAGCUGAAGGUCUUCGAGGCGAUGGUACCAGCUCAGAGCCUCCGACAGCGAGCGUGACAAAUUUCAACGCAUGGGGAGAACUCAACAGUUCCACAUCCACAACUCGGACAGAACUGAGCCUGUCUGAUGGUGGAGAGGAACAGACCACAAAAACUCGCCGUAGGAGCCAUGAGUCUGCUCUACCAGGCACACCGAUGCACCAGAGAGCUCCUUGGAAGUCAGCUGAUAGUCUGGUACCGGAGUCAGCAUUUGGCACUUCCCUGGCCGAUAUUAUGGAGAGUCCAGCUAAUAAGGUCCACCUUCGAGAUGACAUCAAGUCCAUCCGCUCAGACAGUUCUGAAGAGAAGAAGUCCAAGGGUUGGAGGUUUGUGAGAAACGUGACGUCAGCAGCUGGUGCCUUCACUGCAAAGCCUAAGGAGGCCUCGACGACAUUGCCUGGAACUCCUCAACCAAGUUUCCAGUCGAAACCGGACAGCAAAAAUUCAGACUACGGUAAGGAAGACAAGAAGCCAUCAUUGCCAUUUUAUCCAAACGAAAAAGAUGAAAACAUUGGAGAAACAAACUCAGAAGGUCUAGAACCAGAAUCUCUAUUAUUCCGCGACGGGAGAAGAAGAAUAGAUAUGGUGUUAGCUUAUGAAGAAGAAGAUUAUGGAGUCAUGACGGAGAAUGAAGCGAGAAAGAGAGAACACAGGAGAACAUUCCAAGAAAACUUAGUAAAAGAAGGUCUAGAAUUAGAAUUAGAAAAUAAAUGUCUAUCGUUUGACGAGAAGACUUGGUUCCUCAAAGUUCAUAUACCUUGGAAGACGGAAAUGAGGCUGGCGGAGGUGAUUGGCAUGAAGCUGCCUACAAGACGAUUUAUAACAAUAUCAGUAAGAGCAUGGAGUGAUGAAAAACAAGCCGAGAAGGAUAAGCACUGGUACUCAAAAUGGCGCCGGCGAUGGAAACAAUUGUAUGAAUACGAACAUACUAGGAUAACUCCAGAACCGUCUUUUUAUGGAGCUGCCGAAGAACGUGGAGCGAGACGAGAGGAAAUAUUCUUAGUAAAAGACCGGCACACACAGUUCUCACCAGCUCAAAGGAGUCUACUAGUCAUGCAGAUAUUACUACGAGCUAAAUAUGACAAUAAUGAGACCAAGAUGGGAAUCCGUCGACUUUUAAACGAUGGUACUUAUACAGCGUGCUUCCCUUUGCAUGAAGGAAGGUACGAAGUAAACUUGUCUGAUGGGACCGUCACUGAUAGAAGACUUUUAUAUCUAGAAUGGGCUCGUCCAGCUAAAUGGUACAAAAAACAACCUUUAUGGCUGGUCCGAAGGUACUUCGGUGAUAAGAUUGGCCUCUAUUUCUGCUGGCUGGGGUUCUAUACCAAGAUGCUGUAUGCACCAGCUAUAGUGGGGACGCUCUGCUUUCUAUAUGGAUUGGCUAGUAUGGAUUCUGAAGAUAAUAUUCCUAGCAAAGAGAUAUGCGACACAAAGGGGCCAGGCAACACGACCCUCUGUCCUCUCUGUGACAAAGCUUGUCAAUACCAGACGCUGUCAGACUCCUGUCUUUUCGCCAAGUUGACCUACCUCUUCGACAACCCUGCCACCGUCUUCUUCGCCAUAUUUAUGUCUUUUUGGGCUACUACAUUCCUUGAGCUUUGGAAACGGAAGCAGUCAGUGUUAAGAUGGGAGUGGGACAUGGGGGGUGUUGAUCAGGAUGAAGAUCCACGACCUGAAUUCGAGGCUUCAGUAAAGACAUUCCGAACUAACCCAGUGACCAGAGAGAAGGAGCCUUAUUUACCCAACUGGCAAAAAACUGUGAAAUACGUAGCAAGCAGCUCCGCUGUGUUAUUCAUGAUCGCGAUAGUUAUGGGCGCUGUCCUAGGCACCAUUAUCUACAGGAUAUCAAUGGUAUCCGUCAUUUAUGGCGGCACGGGAAUCUUCAUCCAACGCCAUGCCAAGAUCUUCACCACCAUGACCGCUGCCAUCAUCAAUUUAAUCAUCAUCAUGAUUUUGACUAGGAUAUAUGCAAAAAUAGCAGUAUACCUGACCAACAUGGAGAACCCACGGACACAGACAGAGUAUGAAGACUCUUACACCUUCAAGAUAUUCUUCUUUGAGUUCAUGAACUUCUACUCCUCACUGAUCUACAUAGCCUUCUUCAAAGGCCGUUUCUACGACUACCCAGGCGAUGAUCAAGCGAGGAAAUCGGAAUUUUUCAAACUUAAAGGUGACAUUUGCGACCCGGCCGGCUGUCUUUCAGAGCUGUGCAUACAACUGGCCAUCAUCAUGAUCGGAAAGCAAUUUGUCAACAACUUCGUCGAACUCGGAUACCCGAAAUUCCACAACUGGUGGCGGCAGAGGUCUCAUAGAGCUGUCACCAGGGACCUGACUAAGCCUCAUAUGGCUUGGGAACAAGAUUACCAUUUACAAGACCCUGGAAGACUGGCUUUGUUUGACGAGUAUCUGGAAAUGAUUCUCCAAUACGGUUUCGUAACGCUCUUUGUGGCUGCGUUUCCCCUCGCGCCCUUGUUUGCUCUCCUCAACAAUAUCGCGGAGAUACGACUGGAUGCCUACAAAAUGGUGACGCAGGCUCGCAGACCCUUGGCUGAGAGAGUCGAAGAUAUUGGAGCUUGGUAA